AUGGAACGAUACGAGAACCUAGGGUUAGUUGGCGAAGGAAGCUACGGCAUGGUCAUGAAGUGUAAGGACCGUGGGACGGGACAAAUUGUAGCGAUAAAGAAAUUUAUUGAUACGGAAGAUGACAAACUGGUUAAGAAAAUAGCGGCCCGGGAAAUAAAAAUGCUGAAGCAACUGAGACACGACAACCUCGUCAACCUCCUCGAUAUUUUUCGACGAAAAAGGCGCCUUUACCUCGUUUUUGAAUUUGUUGAUCAUACUGUUCUGGAUGACUUGGAACUGCACCCAAAGGGUUUGGACGAAGAACGAACCAGAAGGAUUUUGUUCCAGGUUCUGCGAGGAGUGGAAUUCUGUCAUACUCAAAACCCUAAGAUAGCGGCUCAAAAGAAGGAAGCAGUCUACUUAUUCAAAUUGAGAAAUGGCUUUUGUCUCUGCCACAAUAUACUCAAAGCUGCGGCACUGGCUGAUGUUAAGAGAUUACUCCUGGAUUUCCGGGGCUGGUUCGACUCGGUUGAUCGGUCUCUUUUCCUUUACACGCUUGCCUACCAAGGAAUAACCCGGAAGCUUAUAAACGUAAUACGUUCCUUGUAUUCUCAGACUUCCGGACGUGUGACAGUAUACGGAGAGCUCUCCAAACGCUUCCGUACACAAAGCGGUGUCCUCCUGUUUAACUUUGUCAUCGAUGAAAUAAUGAGACGAACGCUGGAGGGUCUCCAAAACCCUGGUGUUCAAAUAACCUGUGAAGAAAACCUUGUCGAUCUGGAGUACGCAGACGACAUCGUUCUCGUCUUCGAAGGGAAGGCGAAGGCGAAGGUGUUCUUGGAUGAACUGACCAAAAUUAUAAAAAACCGUUCACCUGUAGCACUCUUUUGGUGCCUAGCUGCCAUGCCACAUGAAGGAGGCACGAGGGCUGGGCUACUGCCAGGUUGCCUAAACCUAGACAGAGGAAGUCAAGAGGCCGCGGUCGGGUCCGAACCACCGACUUUCCGGUCAGUCCUGCUCGUAGACGUGCAGUCACCGAGCACGCCACUUACAAUCCAGAAAGAGGUAUUGGAGGUCGUGGAGCGUUUUACGUAUCUUGGAAGUUGUAUUAGUUCUGAUUGUAGUGUGGCUGAGGUGAAUGCACGAAUCGAGUCGCGUUUGGUAAUUUGA
This is a messenger RNA of Opisthorchis viverrini, 1149 nucleotides long. RefSeq lists its product as hypothetical. The transcript is spliced from 7 exons. Lineage: Eukaryota; Metazoa; Platyhelminthes; Trematoda; Opisthorchiida; Opisthorchiidae. Bases 1 to 1149 code for a protein of 382 amino acids. Gene Ontology annotation, biological process: protein phosphorylation. Gene Ontology annotation, molecular function: ATP binding; cyclin-dependent protein serine/threonine kinase activity. The record is from RefSeq and is a predicted model, not a curated record. Gene Ontology annotation, cellular component: nucleus.